UGAGGCCCGACGCAGGGCCGGGCGCGCCCAGGGCCGGAGCGCAGCGACCGAGCGGCCCGGAGCGGAGGCGACGCCGGGGCCACGCGCGAGGAGCAGGUGGCGGCGGCUGCAGGCCUUGAAGUUAGAAACCUCCAAGGACGAUUCUCCCGCUCCCUGCUGACCCUGGGCCUCGGAAGCUUUUCCUGAGGCGGCUUGUAAUGACAUGUGAGUGGUGCGAGCUUCAGGAGUCAUGCUGCCGCACGUCACACAUGACGGCGAUUCUCAGUGAAGGACCCUGCACUCGCUCCUGAGCUGUGGCCAUGGGCCUGCUCGCCUUCCUGAAGACCCAGUUCGUCGUGCACCUCCUCAUUGGCUUCGUCUUCGUGGUGAGCGGGCUGGUCAUCAACUCCAUCCAGCUCUGCACGCUGGUCCUCUGGCCCGUCAACAAGCAGCUGUACCGCCGGCUGAACUGCCGCCUCGCCUACUCGCUCUGGAGCCAGCUGGUCAUGCUCCUGGAGUGGUGGUCGUGCACGGAGUGCACCCUGUUCACCGACCAGGCCACGGUGGACAGCUUUGGAAAGGAGCACGCAGUCAUCAUCCUCAACCACAACUUUGAAAUCGACUUCCUCUGUGGGUGGACCAUGUGCGAGCGCUUCGGUGUGCUGGGGAGCUCCAAAGUCCUGGCGAAAAGGGAACUGCUCUACGUGCCCCUCAUUGGCUGGACGUGGUACUUUCUGGAGAUUGUGUUCUGCAAACGGAAGUGGGAGGAAGACCGGGACACCGUCAUCAAAGGCCUGAAGUCCUUGGCCAACUACCCCGAAUACAUGUGGUUCCUCCUGUACUGUGAGGGCACACGCUUCACGGAGAAGAAGCACCGCGUCAGCAUGGAGGUGGCUGCUUCCAAGGGGCUGCCCGUCCUCAAGUACCACCUGCUGCCUCGGACCAAAGGCUUCACCACCGCGGUCCAGUGCCUCCGCGGGACAGUCACAGCUGUGUACGAUGUCACGCUGAAUUUCCGAGGAAACAAGAACCCGUCUCUGCUGGGGAUCCUCUAUGGGAAGAAGUACGAGGCGGACAUGUGUGUCAGGAGAUUUCCUCUGGAAGAGAUUCCACUGGAUGAGAAGGAAGCAGCUCAGUGGCUUCAUAAACUGUACCAGGAGAAGGACGCGCUGCAGGAGGUAUAUAACCAGAAGGGUGUGUUUCCGGGGCAGCAGUUCAAGCCCGCCCGCCGGCCGUGGACGCUCCUCAACUUCCUCUCCUGGGCCACGCUCCUCCUGUCUCCUCUCUUCAGUUUCGUCUUGGGCGUCUUUGCCAGUGGAUCCCCCCUCCUGAUCCUGACGUUCCUGGGGUUUGUCGGGGCAGCUUCCUUUGGAGUCCGCCGACUAAUAGGAGUGACUGAAAUAGAAAAAGGCUCCAGCUAUGGAAACCAAGAAUUUAAGAAAAAGGAAUAAUUAAUGGCUGUGAUUGAACACACAUAACCUGACGGUGGUAUCCAAUUAACUCAAUUAAAAACAACAACACAUCUAGAGCGGGGGAAAAAAGACACUUAGAAACUAUUUUUCUUAUUAACUGGUGACUAAUAUUGACCAAUAAAACUUGAGCCAAGAGUAAAGCGGUCGGCAGACCUGCAGAUGGAGACGCCAGCCUCGCCCCUGCGCAGGAGAGUCGGGCUGGGUGCCUGCUCCGGGGGGCGGCCGCUCCCGCCCCCAGGGAUCCGGGGGCUCACCUGGCCCGAGGGAGGCUUUGGAAACGUUCUCUUCUCGCACUUAGAUCCCGUUUUCGGUUUUUAUCAAUUUUCUUGGGAAUUUCCCCCGGCCCUCGCCUCUUCCCCUGCACCCCCUGCGGCCUCUCCACCCUGCUCCCGCUGAGAACUGUGUGCCUGGGUCCCCAGGCCCCCAGAGCACCUACCGGCCGCUACCAGCCCGCACCCGGCCUCCGGGCGGCGGGGACGUGGCCUGGCGAAAAGCACACUGGGCGGGGCUGCGACGGGACACGCCCCCUCCCCCGGAGCGCCUACCUAAACCUGCCUGCUGACACCUUGAAUCCGUUUUAAAGCGAGUGGAGCCAGCGAAAACGUGGUGAGAUGUCGAAUUCUGCCCAUGCCCGGGGCUUAGCUCCGGUCCCCCUUGCUCCCGGCGGACAGCGGCCUUUCAUCCCACCCGGGGCAGGGCCGCAGGGGGCCGGCCCCCCACCCCCCGCAGGGCCGGUGUGCCAGGGGCGCUAUGCAGGGCUGGCAGAUACUUUGAAAAGGCGGUGCAACAUCACCCUGUCUUCUAAAGGUGGUUGGAGACUGUUCACUCGGAGCUUUUUAGAGGUUUUGUUUUCACAGUUGACCUGAUGGAAACCAGAGGUGGGGAGCCUUCCCCACUCCGUCACCUCCCUUCCAAGCAGGUGCGUGUGUCCUGGAGGAUGCUGGCCUUUGGGGGAGGCAGGGGAGUCCCUAGUGUCCAGGCAGCAUCCUCUCCAGCCAGCAGCCAAAGGGAGGUGUUUCGUGCACUCUCGGGCCUCUUGGCCUGGCGGGGCUGGAAGCCUUGGGGUUGCCCAGCAGGGUGGGCGUGGGCCGCCCCUUCAGCUCCGCCACCCGCCUGCAUCCGACUUUCUUUUUAAACUUUCAACUUGCUUUUUUAAAGUCACACUCCCCUCAUCUUUUUUAGCAAGGGAAAGAAAAAAAUGGGUGUUAUCUCUGCUGUCCUGUAACCAGCAUUCAGAAUAGAGGCAGGUUGAAUUUUCUAGGGGGGAAAAAAAAACAAAAGAAGAAUGGGCAAAAUUAUAAACCAAACUGGAAAAAAUAAUUAUGCAUUGGCCCGAAGUCUGAAUUCUGGGGAGACCUGUGGAAACAGCAGAUUGCCUUUACAGUGAUACAAUUGAAUUCUGGGUCGGUGACCUUGGUGAUGGCACCAAGGUCGCAGGGAUGUGACCCGCAGUUCUGUGCUCCCUCACAGUGCUCUGAAGGCACACACGUCCUCUCAAGACUGGGCAUUGAGACAGUGUGGAAGGCAGCUACCCUCUGCCACAAAGCUUGCCUCCCGCUUCCCUUCGGGCGUGGAGCCUGACACGCAGUAAAGCCACUUCCACUUGGGUGAGCGGCUCCCUUAGAUCUUGUUUUUCUUCACACAACAUGCUGCUCACCUGUGUGUGUGUGUGUGUGUGUGUGUGUGUGUGUGUGUGAUU
Budorcas taxicolor (takin) is the source of this 3150-nucleotide messenger RNA. It is a transcript of the gene AGPAT3, whose product is annotated as 1-acylglycerol-3-phosphate O-acyltransferase 3. The coding region runs from base 300 to 1430 and encodes 376 amino acids. The transcript has 11 exons. Gene Ontology annotation, cellular component: endoplasmic reticulum; endomembrane system. Gene Ontology annotation, molecular function: 1-acylglycerol-3-phosphate O-acyltransferase activity. NCBI's taxonomy places the organism in Eukaryota, Metazoa, Chordata, Mammalia, Artiodactyla, Bovidae. The record is from RefSeq and is a predicted model, not a curated record.